AUGGACUUGAUCCGAGACGACGACGAGAGCAACAGCAUCUCGGCCAACCCGCCCGAGGGGUACGUCGAACCCGGGUGGCCGGCCUUGUAUUCGGCCUUGCACCAGGACCCGCAGUACCUCUACCAGCCCUAUGCCAUCGUAAGUCUACGGUCCUGCCUCCUUGGAUCGUCAGACACGGCUUGCUGACUGGAUCUGGUGUUCAUUCGCGCUCACAGUGGAGAUUGUGCGUUGGCGUGCCUGGGCGUGUUUUUCCUCUUCACCCGUUGCGGCCCGUUGCGGCCCCUUCCUGACCCUCUGCAUGCCGUCUCCAUCUUUCUCGUCAUUAGCACGCUGUACUGGACCCUCCUCUUCUACGGCUUUAUCUUUCUCGUCACCGGCCUGCUCCUGCUCCUCAACUUCACCAAACGGCACCCGCGCCUGACUUUGCUCUCGUUCGCUCUCUGGAUCCUCAGCUCCCUCCUCCUCGGGCUCAUAUCAUCGACCAUCGUCGGCUAUGCCCUCGCCGCCUUGUACAAUGCCGCGUUCUUGAGGAUGUCGACUUGGGUCCCACCGCUGUGGGGGGCCGUGCAGGUGCUGCUCUUGCUCUUUUCCGCCGCCGCGAAUGUGCCCUUUUUCACCGGAUGA
Microbotryum saponariae is the source of this 624-nucleotide messenger RNA. NCBI's taxonomy places the organism in Eukaryota, Fungi, Basidiomycota, Microbotryomycetes, Microbotryales, Microbotryaceae. The record is from the annotation of a GenBank genome assembly.